Molecule: messenger RNA, 2134 nt
Organism: Hyposmocoma kahamanoa
Lineage: Eukaryota; Metazoa; Arthropoda; Insecta; Lepidoptera; Cosmopterigidae
Product: organic cation transporter-like protein
Exons: 10
Coding region: 1-1791 (596 amino acids)
Biological process (GO): transmembrane transport
Molecular function (GO): transmembrane transporter activity
Source: RefSeq, a predicted model, not a curated record
AUGGCGCCCCAAGAGCGAACUCCUUGUUGCGAGGAAGAAGAUUCCCGCCAAAACUCAACCAUAGACAACAAUCUAUCAAAUAUAGACUUGAGCGGCGGAUUUAUAAAUAAAGGAUUCGUUAGCGACAGUGUUACCAGUAAUGAGAAUUUCAUAAAUUCAGAAAAUGAUAACAAAAAGAAAAAAGAUAAAGAAGCUACCGACUUUGACGACUUGUUGCCAUACGUAGGGGAAUUUGGGUUAUAUCAGAAAAUAUUGUUCCUAUUAAUGAUUCCGUUUGCAUUUUUCGUGGCAUUUGUUUAUUUUUCGCAAAUCUUUAUGACUAUUGUGCCUGAACAACAUUGGUGCUGGAUUCCGGAGCUGGCGAACUUAACUGUAGAAGAAAGACGAUCUUUAGCAAUCCCACCAAAAACAGACGGUCCCUACUCCCACGACCGAUGCGUGAUGUACAAGACGGACUGGGCGGCUGCGCUUGCGCAAAACAGAACAACGUCUGACGACGAGUGGCCGAUUGUACCCUGCCAAAAUGGAUGGGAGUACAAUAGGAGUGAUGUGCCCUAUGAAACUAUUGCUUCACAGCUGGACUGGGUGUGUGAACGAGACAGCCUCGCAGCUACAGCUCAAGCGAUCUUCUUCUGCGGUGCCAUAGUCGGAGGGUUGCUUUUUGGUUGGAUUGCCGAUAAAUAUGGACGAGUACCUGCUUUACUUGCUGGAAUGAACAAAUUUAAGGUUGGCCCCGAUGGCAGAAAUCAACACUACGCCACUACGAGCAACCCCAAGAGUUUUUUAAGGGAAAUCAGAGAAAUCUGCCUUAUGAAUGGACAAUGGUUGGUAUCACAAGGCAAAAUCGACAAAGCUCUGACGAUUAUGAAGAAGUUCGAAAGAAUUAACAAGACCAAAAUACCUGACAAAGUACUGAGUGACUUUACUGAAUCAUCAUUAAAGACGAUCAAGGAAUCAGAAGCUGAAUCGAAAACGUAUUCAGUACUAGAUCUCUUCAGAACGCCUAGACUUCGAAGGAAUUCGAUUUUGCUCAUAGUAAUAUGGAUGGCGAUUUCUUUAGUGUUCGAUGGACACGUAAGAAAUGUUGGUUCGCUAGGAUUGGAUAUAUUUUUAACUUUUACUAUUGCAUCGGCUACUGAAUUGCCGGCGGAUACAUUUUUGACUGCAGUUUUAGAUAGAUGGGGUCGAAGAUGGCUUGCUUGCGGUUCUAUGGUCAUCAGUGGUAUCUUCAGUUUACUAGCCACAGCCGUACCUGUUGGCGGUCCCUCAGCUUCGCUUGCAAUUCUCGGCCGAUUCGCAGUCAACAUAUCGUACAACAUAGGCCUGCAGUACGCGGCAGAGCUAUUGCCGACUGUAGUACGGGCUCAGGGCGUUGCCUUGAUACACAUUAUGGGUUAUGUUGCCUCCAUCGUAGCACCAUUUGUUGUUUAUUUGGCCAACGUCUCCCAACACCUUCCACUUCUGAUCUUGGGUAUCCUGGGCAUAAUCGGAGGUCUUCUUUGCCUCUUUCUACCGGAGACCAUGGACACGGUAAUGCCGCAGUCUCUUCAAGAUGGAGAAAACUUCGGCAAGGAACAGAAGUUUUGGGAUAAUCCUUGCUUUAAAAGAAAACAAGAAGACCCCGAAGAAGAAGAAAACCCAGGCAAAUACACAAAACGCCCCUCUAUCCAAGACACCCAGGCGUUCCAAAGAGCUGUUUUAAGUACCAUCGGAUCCAGGGCUUCAAUUAGAGCCAGCGUUCGUGCGUCGAACAGGUCACGAAGGGGAGAAAACAAAGAAGACAUCGCCUGAAGCGUUGGUAUUGUUGUGUUAUAUUGGACUCCAUUAUAGAUAUUUUCAAUCUAGGAACUCAUUGUCAUAUGGGUACAAGAAUCGCGAAACUUCGGGGCAUAAGUCGAAACCCUAAGCAGAAUCGAUUUAUAAGAUUGUGCUUGUGGUUACUAUCUCCUGCAGUACGUACAGUAUUAAACUAAGCCACAAAGGAUAGUGAAUGUGAUGUCUAAGGAAUUACUAACUGCGGUAUAAGUCAAUUUUUAAUAUUGUCCAGUUAUUUUGUAGAUUAUUUUUAAGAUCAAGUGACGGGACAAACAAACCGUGCACCUGGUGGUAAGCGACACGGCUAACCAUAACUGUU